AUGGCAACAUUAAAUGAAUUAAAUUUAUGUUCAGUAUGCAAUAAGACUCAGGCAACAUCCAUUUGUGCUGCAUGUAAAAAAUACUUUUGUCGCAAGGAUUUCAAAGAACAUGUACAACAGCUAUCCAUAAAAUUUGAUAAUGAAAUAGUGAGAUCACAUGAUGAACUUCUUGAACAAAUUCAAAAAUUAGAAAAAUCAAAUUAUUUAUCAUUGGAUCUUUUUGAUCAAAUUGAACAAUGGAAAAAAGCAACAGUCAAAAAAGUUGAAAAGGCAGCAGAAAAAGCUCAUCAUGAACUUAUUGAAUUAAUUGAUAAACAACGAUUGAUAAUGACAAAACAACUUGAACCAAUCACAAGAGAAAUUCGUUAUCUUCGAAAAGAAGCAAAUUUUGCUGAAGAUGAUAUUAACCGACUUAAACAAAAAAUCAAUGAAAUUCAACAAAAAGUUAAACAAUUUAUUGAAAAAGACACAAAUAAAACUAUCAUUAUUGAUAAUAAUCAAAUUGAUUGGAAUCAUCUUAUCUAUAUUCGAGAAACACAAUCAAAAUAUUCAUCCUCGAAUAGUAUAGGCGAGGUACAAGAAUUGUUUGUUCAGGAUCUUUCCGAUCAAGAACAUGUGCAUCAACACACUGACAAAUUGAAAAAUGAACUAGCUAAAACAAAAAAUGAAUCGAAAAAGAGUCAAAAAAUAGUUCCAGCACAACAAAGAAAUUUGAUGGCACAAGAUUCACAUUAUCAUAAGUGUUCUACUUGUGAACAUGCAUUUUCAAGUAAUGCUUAUCUGCAAGCACAUAUACAUCGCCGUCAUUCAAACUGUGAAUGA
Messenger RNA from Rotaria sp. Silwood2, 822 nucleotides. NCBI's taxonomy places the organism in Eukaryota, Metazoa, Rotifera, Eurotatoria, Philodinida, Philodinidae. The record is from the annotation of a GenBank genome assembly.